Molecule: messenger RNA, 954 nt
Organism: Quercus robur (English oak)
Lineage: Eukaryota; Viridiplantae; Streptophyta; Magnoliopsida; Fagales; Fagaceae
Exons: 4
Coding region: 163-798 (211 amino acids)
Source: RefSeq, a predicted model, not a curated record
ACCUCAAUUGGGCUCCGGCCCGUUUCAAGCUCUUCUGUAGUUCUAUUUGGUAUAUUUACAUUUUACACACACCACACAAGCUCUCUAUUACAAGCGGGUUCUUAGAUCAGAAGCGGCGCUAGGUUUCUUUCUCUGUCAAGAAUCUCUUUGGUUUGAGAUUGAAUGAUGGCAAAUGAGGACUAUGAGGAUGUAUUGUUUUCAGACUACGAUGACUUCAUUUCUAAAUAUGAAGAUGAAGAUGAAGAUGGCGAACCUGAUAUUGGUCCCGGGUUUGAGUGGAGUUCUGAUCCCCUCCUCAAAGUCAAACUCUCUCACCCUUCUAAAAUUCCUCGCCCUAGCCCUACCCCUAUCCCUACCCCUCCCCCUACCAUCGACUCCAACCUUCAGCCUCAGCCUCGGAUCAUAGAGCUAGACCCAUUCAAUGUGCCAAAAUGGCUCUCAGAGACAGAGAUUUCUGAGGAGCAACGAUAUGAAUAUUCUGUCUAUGGAGAGAUGCUGUUAGACCGCUACAACCAAGUUAAGGGCACGGAUUUUGAAUUUGUGAGACUUGUGAAGAGGAAACUAUUUCUUGCCGCUGGUGUAAGUGUUAAAAUUCAAUUUGAGGCCAAGCCCAGAGCUGCUGCUGAGUACACCCUGAAAACCUUUGAAGCUUUCGUGUUCAAGGAUGCUGUCUAUCAUAAAGUGUGGCCCCAGAGUUGCCGACUAGUUAGCCCUAAUCGUGACUCUGUGUAUGAUGAAGAAUAUUGCCGUCCCAAUGAUGAAGAAUAUCGCCGUCCCAUGUGCACUUAUGAAUGGUAAGCGACUUUGGUCCUCCGAGUUUGCACUUAUGAAGUGCUUGAUGGUUGGGUGGUGAUCGUAAUUGAUUGUAUUAACUUUCUGUUUUUUGGUUUGAAUGACCUGCAACCAAUAUUGCAAAUUUUAUAUAAUCAAAAUUAUUAGCGACUCUCUCUUGCA